Messenger RNA from Hibiscus syriacus, 531 nucleotides. Its product is annotated as probable acyl-activating enzyme 1, peroxisomal. The transcript has a single exon. NCBI's taxonomy places the organism in Eukaryota, Viridiplantae, Streptophyta, Magnoliopsida, Malvales, Malvaceae. The record is from RefSeq and is a predicted model, not a curated record. The coding region runs from base 1 to 531 and encodes 176 amino acids.
AUGGAGUCCGUCUAUGUUAAAGAUCCGGCGACGAUAGAAAGCGUGCCGUUCGACGGGUUCACUUUAGGUGAAGUGAUGUUCAGAGGCAGCACGGUGACAAAAGGUUACUAUGAGGAUCCGGAGAGGACUAAAGCUGCAUUCGAAGGAGGUUGGUUUCAUACAGGGGAUAUUUCAGUGAGACAUCAUGAUGGGAAAAUUGAAGUUAAGGAUCGGAAGCUAGAUUUGAUUAUUUCUGGGGAUAAGAAAAUAGGCACGGUGGAUGUCGAGGCGGUGCUGUUUACACAUCCGGCGGUUUUCGAGGCCGGAGUUGUGGGGAAGCCGGAUGAGGAGUUGGGAGAGACGGUUUGUGCCUUUGUGAGGCUUAAGGAAGGGUGUGAUGAUACCGGUGCUGACGAGAUCAUCGAGUACUGCCGUGGAAAGAUGCCGGAAUAUAUGGUGCCGAAGACUAUAGUGUUUGAUAAUCUGCCGUUCACUUCGACGGGGAAGUUGAAGAAGGCUGUUUUAAGGGAAAGGGCUAAGGCCCUUGCUUGA